Messenger RNA from Pocillopora meandrina, 3016 nucleotides. Lineage: Eukaryota; Metazoa; Cnidaria; Anthozoa; Scleractinia; Pocilloporidae. The record is from the annotation of a GenBank genome assembly.
AUUUCAUUACUUCUUGUUUUAUUUCAAGAUGUCUGCCGACACGUGCAUUUCUUACAAGGCAUUCCUGAUAAAGCCCUUAUUGGUCACGUGAUCAAAACGAUACCAGUGGAGACAGAUGACCAUUGUGAGAUUGCUUGUUACCGCGACCUCAUGUGUCUCUCCUAUAACAUAGCACCCAAACAGGCUCAUGGACAUCAAUGUGAGCUCAGCAAAUCGGAUCACAUCCGAGACCCUGCUGAUUUAGUUCCUAUGGCAGGGUACAUGUACAGACCAACUGAGGUAUACAAUGUAAUGGGCCAUUUCUGAGUUCCAAAACACCUUACCCUCAGAAUGAAACUAAAUUAGCAAAGCUUUUGUCGUGAGAAUGAAGUUUAUUUACAUUAGGAGAAAAUAUGAUUUCCGCUUAAAUGUUUCGAACGAUAAUAGCCUCGUUUCAAAACAAUGUUGGAGAGUAGGAGAAUGGAGACUAAUGUUGACUGAAAAUCUAACUUUACAACUUCAAUUUUGAAAAUGAAGUCUCAUCAGUUUUAAUUUAUGUAAAAUAAAUAUGCCGUGUAGCUACCUUAAAAAAACGAAAUUGCAUAGGGUUUUUACUAAAUUCAGGGAACAAAUUUAUCCCCUUUGGCAAGAUUCUAGUCAGUUAGCAGGUGUCAUCGAUAAGUUUUCGAAAUCUGUGCUGAUGUAUUUAACAAACAAUAUAUCUUUUUGGUCUUUUGGGAUUAAAUGCGACAUACUGUAAUUUCUUUGUAUCGGGCACACUCAGUUAACACUUAUUUUUUCCCGGAAUUACGCCGUUAUUUGAAUCUCCAAAGUUUUUGGCGACUGUUCAUGAUUUCUCUGCCAGAAUAACGGGACCAAUAUUUCAUUUAUUUCUUGGUUAGAGUCGUUGUUCGUCAAGUCCUUGCCCUGAUAACGCCACAUGUGUUUCCCUCACGGAGACAACUUUCCAGUGUCUGUGUCCACCAGGAUUUACCGGGAACAGCUGUGAAACGGGUAUGCUAAGCAAACCAAGCAAUUUAAUGUCACCUCGUGAAUUAAGACGCGAUUGUUUUUAGUUUUGCAUUUUAUUGCAUGAAUUGAUUGAGAGGAUAGAGCAAGAAUUCAUGACCAAUCAACGAGGUAAAGAAAAUUCAAAGCAACUCAGGAUCACUUUCGAUGCUUGACCCAACUGACCUUCCUGAGCUGAUUGUCCCCGUCACUCAUUUGAAAGUUGCUCUUUGCUGCAGACAUAGACGAGUGUGAAACUAACCAGUUCAACUGCCCGGUGAACGGGGAGUGCGUUAACACUGCGGGCUCAUAUGUAUGCAAUUGUGUCAGCGGUGUGAUCGAUGGCGUAGGAGUCUGCCAACUUAUGACAGGUAAGCUAGUGGGAAACGUCGGCGAGAUAGUAUGAUGCCUUAAGCAACGCGAGCCGGCGGGAGGUCUGUAAGGGACUUCAUUUUUAACGUAAUACAAGCUACAACCUGAGGAGCUCCGAGAACAAAAUUGCCACUAACGAAUUCAUUUUAAAAUAUUUUUAGUUAUAAAGGCCCCACGUUGUGGAAUAGCCAUCCUUGCGAGGCUGGGUGCGCAGAAUCCCUCGGGUCGUUCAAACGAGAAAUCAAUAAAGCUCUCUAAGGCUCGGUGAUAUAGUAUAAUUAAUAUAAUUAAUAGUUAACAGCUUUUAAUCCUUUGUAAAUAGCUGGUAGAUUGCCUGUGAAUUGUCAGACCUCCGGCUAACCUCAUCCCGACUCGUUUCAAAUCUUCCCAUGGGCGAGAAAAGCGUGUCCUAUAUCGCUAAUAACAAGGCCUGGUAUCUAACUUCUUUUUUUUUUCUCUCUCUUUCAAAGGAACUGAUUGCAAGGAGAUCAAGACCACAUUCCCGAGUGCUCCAGAUGGGAUGUACGAAAUACAACCGAACAUCAGGAACAGCAAAUUCUGGGCGUAUUGUGAUAUGACGUCAUUUGGAGGAGGAUGGACGAUGUGUUACUCUACUGACGAUCUUGCUGACCCUAAAACAGAAGUGACCUAUGACGAGAAUUAUCGCUAUGGCGUAGAUGGUUACCGAACUGACUGCAAUAAUGUUCAGGUGAUUAAGAGAGGUUGAAGUGCAAGAGUUAAUUUUGAGGAAUAAUGAUGUUUGGCAAAUCCCGGCUUAGGUCUUUGUCAUAUUUCAGGCGCCAUAAUGAGUAAUCAGCCUGAUAAAUAGCUUAUAAACACUCUCUUGCCCUCAUGUUAUGCUUGCGAGGUUCUUAAUCGUUUUUUUUUUUCUGGAAAUAUUUUAUAUUUUCACUGGGAGUUUUAUCUUUUACAUUCAAUAUUUAUGUUUUUAACCAACUCUGUACCAUACUGUAGAUGAGGACUGACAGUGAUCUCCGCUGGAAUGCCAAAUUUACUACAAGAAUUUCAGUACCUUCUGUACUGUGCUUCAUUUGGUCUGGUAAUCAUAAUUUGAACAUGAGUCACUGUUUCCUAAAUUUGAUGACCACAUUCUCAAAAUAAGAACCUGUUCUUUUUUGGAAUGCUGAACUAUUUCUUAUCACCGGAAUGGUGCUUUUUUCAUCAAGUUUUAGUCUGAAGAUUCUUAAUCUAAUUGUUCUUGUUCUCUUAACCUAGUCAUGUUAUUCAACACGACAGUCUUUUUCACUGUUUUUUUUUUUUUUUUUGCUUGCAGUUUCGGGAAAUUCUCUUUGUGGAUGAGACCACGAAUGAAAAGGCUUUCUUUACCUAUAAACUUAAUUCCAGCCUCGUCGCAAAGGGAAAUUACCAGAAACAAAUCUCCGGCCUGUGGCUAGGUGGAGGUGUAGCUACCACAAGUCAUGAAUACCAGCUUCUUAUCUGCAACCACAGCUUCUACUCUGGCUUUUUCAUAUCUGGCUAUACAAACUGCUAUAAAGGGUGCAUUCAUUGGUGUGGUGAUUGGCUCACUCCUUACUUCCGGUCAGCGUCCACUAAUCCAAAGUAUGCCGGAGUCGCCUUUAACGUCAAUGGACAUCGGUCGCGAAGCAGCAGACUGAUGAGUGUUGGACUGAGAUAA